Molecule: messenger RNA, 4122 nt
Organism: Trypanosoma theileri
Lineage: Eukaryota; Euglenozoa; Kinetoplastea; Trypanosomatida; Trypanosomatidae
Exons: 1
Source: RefSeq, a predicted model, not a curated record
AUGAGUUACUCUCUGCCGAGCAUUGAGAGAGGCAAAAGAAGCAGUAACACUGGUUGGGGUAAGAAUAAUAAUAACAACAGCAACAAUAACAACAACAAUAACCGCAGUAAUGGUAAGAAAUCCCCUAUUGCCGCUACAACUGAUGAUGUGGAGACCGUAGAGGAGUUUCAUCGAGAGAUUCACCGGCGAACAGUACACCGUGUAUGUAGUAGUACAUAUGAACAUGAAGGAUAUCUUAAACUUCUCCGAAAUGUACGAAAACAAUUUUUAAACCGUCCAGAACCAGAAACAUCAACUCGUCUCCCUCUCAUUUCGAAAACUCCAAUCCCCCCUCAUACAUGGGGAGGAAGACCAUCCACACUAUCACCAUUAGCAUCACAAGCAGCAGCAACAACAACGGCAUCAUUAUCAUCAGCAACAGCAAGAGAAACUCGUGUGGAGAAUGAAGAUAAUAAAAAGAAGGGUAGAACUACCCCUUCCCUUUUCUCACGUGGUCUGCGUUUUAAGAAGGAAGGUAGUGAAUUCAUUUCCCGUGCUCAUGAAGUACAAAGUCAUCAGAUCCCACUUGCAGUUCUGGAGGAAGUGGAGCGUCAGCACUUGAUAGAAACAGAAGUCUGGGAGCGUCGUGUAAUUCUUCAGAUGAUGGCUGUUAGUUAUGUUACCUUUGUUUUGCGGGAAGAGUUGGAGGACCUUCAGAAUUCUGAGCGUAGGAGUCGAGCUAAUAUUGUCUACGGAGAGGAAAAGGAACGUCAUUGGAUGAUAAAUGAAUCUGAAAUUGGUGUACAGCUUAUUAAGUAUAAGAUUGCAUUACGUGCCAAAGAGGAUAAACGAAAGCGACUAGAAGAAGCAGAUGCACUUUAUCCAUUAAAAGGCAAUGAUAACCGCAGUAAGGUUACUCCUCACCCACCACAACAAGAACCAGAUGCGCGACUUAUUUUGCAGCGUUAUGUAAGAUUGAAACACGCCACUGAUAUUGCCGCUCGACAAAAUCAAAUGGUUGAAGAACAGGAACCGCAACAAUCAGAUGAAGUGCAAACAGAGGAACAUCAAACGGUUUCGCCUGGGCGUUGUCCGAUGACUAGUCUUACAUUGCGCACCAAACUGCGUAAUACUAUUGGUAUCUCAGCCUAUGUGGACCUCUUGGAUAAAGAUGCGGAAGAUCGUAAGUUGAUUGAACAAUGUGAAGCAGAAGAAUUUGAGGGUAUUAUGGCUCUUUUUCAGGAAGAGUACUCCGUUGUACAAGUUUGGCAGCAUAAACGUAUGCACUUGGAGCGUUUAUUAUAUUGGCAAAAAUUACGAGAGGAACGUCGAAAGCAAGUAAAGGAGGUAGUAGAAGCAGAAGUUAUGAAAACUACUAUAAUAUUCACAGAUGAAUUUGAAAGAUGUAUAGUAUAUGAAGAUAAAGGACGCAGAGUUAUUUCUGCAGAAGAAAAUGCUUCUCGUGCUAUUAUACAUAAAAUGUAUGAGGAGAGUACAUUUUAUGCAAAAAUGGAUUCCCUUAUUGCUGAACAUGAAGAGAGUUAUAAAGCUUUCGUUGAAGAUGAGGCAGUACUUCGCCAACUUUGGUUACAACGUUUAGAAUUGGCACUACGUGUAUCAUUAAUGCACGCAUGGGAGUAUGAUGUAGAAACUAGAAUCUUAAAAAAAUUCUCACUACUACAAUUUCUUACUGGACAAGAUUCCAGAUGUACUAAUCAGAUAGUUACUAUUCAAAGAGCUUUUCGUCUCUGGAAAAAUGGAAGACUUGGAUGGCGUUUUACCCAUAGAGAAGUUGGACGUAUUAUUCAAUCUAAUCGUGAUGCAAAGAAAAUUGAGCGUGGUAUGAAUUCAUUAAAUGCUUUUAAAGCUUCUCUUAUGGCUGAUUGUGCUGCUAUCCAAAAUGAAAUAUUGGCCAUACAUAAGGCAGAGAUAAAAGAUUUAUGUGAAGAAGAGUUCCGACACCGUGUUAUUGUUACUUCACAGGAGGAAUGGGAGAAAACGAAAUUAUAUCAGGCGGAGAGAUCAGAUAUUCUUGAAAAUAUUAUUUUGCCAAAAAUAGAAUACUGUCUUUCCAGUGAAAUUGACCGCCGUCGAGAGUUGGACGUUGCGGAGGAGUUUGAACGUCUCCAAAUGUGCGGAAUAUUUAAAAAUCUUUUCUCUAUAAUGGCUAAUAAGUGGGUAUUGGAGGAGAAGGAGGAAACAAUAGAUCGUUAUGCCAUUGAAGAAUCUGAACGGCAGUUAUUUUUAUGUAUUCGUGGAGAAGAACUUGAUGAGCGGGAGAUUAUUCGCAUUACAGCUAUGGAACGGGAUGCGGCUCUCGCAGAGGAGCGUCAGUUUCUUGCAGACUCAUUAUUCUAUCGUAUGCGUAUCCUUCAAGAAUCACAUGAGGCGAAAAUAUAUCAAUUCAUGUGGAAUUGCAAACAAGGUGCAUUGGAAAUCGAGGCAUGUGAUAUACGUCCGCGUCAAACACUUUUCCAGAAUUUCCUUACAGAUGUGAGAGAAUCUUUUAUAGAGGAGGCCUUCCGCUUUAAUGCAGAGUCUGCUGCUUUCUUCUUGGAGUACCACGACGAUACCAUUCAAACGGCUUGUCUUGCAAUAAUACCAUUACAGGAGACGGUACGGCGUGAUGCUGAGAUGUCUGAGGAGCAGCAGGAGUGGGUGGCUCUUGUAAAGAUGGCAAAUGAGGAGGCGAGCGAUCAAUUACGAUUGUUGCAGCGUCGAAUGGCGGCGGCUACUCUCAUUGCACAGUUUUAUCGUCGUUAUCGCCGCGGUGAGGUGGGACGAUCUGGGCGGCGACAAUAUUUGCACGAACGUUAUGCAUUUAAGAAGGAACAAAAGGAGUUGCGAGAGAUGCGGGAGGCGCAGCGGAUGGUGGUGCAAGAGUGUAAAAAUGCAUUAGCGAAGGAAAUACGACAUGAGUGUGAGGCGAAACAACAUUCCAUUGGAUUGAUGUUGCAAGUGUUGGAGGAGAAGUCUGAGCCGUGGGCACGUGCAGAGAUUGAGAAACUGGAACAUAUUGUCUACAAUGUGAUGUUGCGUAACUUUGCCUCCAACGCCACUGUGUGGGAACCGGAUGCGGUGGCGGUACUCUGGCAGUUGGAGUCCUACGAGCGAGUUCGUAUCAUGCAGGAGUGGCAAAAGGAAUUUGAGUGCGUUUUUGAACCAAAAAAGUCAACUUUUCUUUUGGAUCUCAUGGCAUGUAAAGUGCAACGGCACUGGCGCCGCUAUAUUACACGCAAACACCAACUCGCUGCUCUGCGUGAGGCUCUACGGCAAGUUAUUCAGCAAGAAGCAGAGGAACGGGCAUGUGUAGAGUUGCAUGAAAUGGACGCCUACGUAUUUGAUCUUGUGAAGCCCUUGCAGGGUACAAUUCUGCUGAAAGAGUACUUGAUGAAUGAUGUACCGCAGCUUCUCUCUCACAUGUGCUUUGAUGUAGACUUUGCUUACGCUAUUGAGGAGGAUGAGUGGCGUAAUCGCAUGCUACUACUGUGGAGAAUGCGACACCACCUCUUUGAGACGACACUUGAACAGGAGGAACCACGUACACGUGAAACACUUGAACAGAAUUAUUUCUACGAUGCCGCUGAACAAAUGGAGCUCAUGGAAGAUGAAAAGACAGUACGUGAAGUAUUACAAAAUGAGCGUAUUCUCUUUCUACUACGUAUCUUGAUGAGGGAGGAACGUGAACAUCGUGACAUUAUUGAACUGGAGUAUGAUAAAACUGUUCUUGAAAUAACAGAAAGUGAAUUCCGAGUAGUUCUCUACAGGACGUACAAUACCACACUUGUAGAUCCAAUUUGUGUGCAAUUCGCAUGUGAACAGGCUGCAGUCAUUGGGGAAGAGGAAAGCAGAGAACGGCAGGAAAUUCUGAGAGUUUUAGAAGCAGAGAAGGUGAGCUCUGAGCACCACGAUACUUCCAGCAUUGCACAGAACGAAAAUAGUGACGUUAAUAUCACUGUUGCUGAAACAAUUUCCAAGGACAGUAAUCAACGGCAAUUGCAGGAAGAAGUGCAGGAACCCGAAGAGCCAGCUCAUGAGGAUAAGGAGGAAGAAGUAGAGGAACCCGAGGAACCCGCUCAUGAGGAUAAGGAGGAAGAACUGCAGGAACCCGAGGAACCCGCUCAUGAGGAUAAGGAGGAAGAA